Messenger RNA from Pyricularia grisea, 828 nucleotides. RefSeq lists its product as uncharacterized. The transcript has 4 exons. Gene Ontology annotation, molecular function: oxidoreductase activity, acting on the CH-OH group of donors, NAD or NADP as acceptor. NCBI's taxonomy places the organism in Eukaryota, Fungi, Ascomycota, Sordariomycetes, Magnaporthales, Pyriculariaceae. The record is from RefSeq and is a predicted model, not a curated record. Bases 1 to 828 code for a protein of 275 amino acids.
AUGGCACUCCGUCAAAAGCUCGCCGUCGUGACGGGCGGUGGCUCCGGAAUCGGCCGAGCAAUCGCGCACCGCUUCGCCCUCGAGGGCGCAACCUGCGUCCUAGUCGGUCGCGAUCCCACCAAGCUGCAGGAUGCCGCACAAAACCUCCUGCCCCCGGCCCUUAACUGGGAUGGGUCGUCACCUGGGCCCCGGGAUGGUAGCGGCGCCGCCUUCUAUGCGCCCGAGACGAAUCACUACGCCUUUGCGGGCGAUGUGCGAGACAGUCAUUUUUGGAAUCAACUGCGUCUUGAGUUUAAACAAGUUGAUAUUUUGGUAAACGCUGCAGGCGUGGCACAAAACAGUCUUCUAGUCAGGACCAAGAUCUCCGAUAUCGACGACAUCAUCAACACGAACCUGAUCGGCACCACAUUGGGGUGCAGAGAGGCCGCCAGCAUGAUGGUCCGUCAAAAGGUCCAAAGCAAGGCCGUCGACAAGUUAAAGGAGGCUGGCUGCAUCAUAAACGUCUCCAGCGUCCUCGCCCACAAGCGAGGAGCCGGAGCUGCAGUAUAUGCCGCCUCCAAAGCUGGCGUCUUGGGUCUCACAAGAUCUUUGGCCUUGGAGCUUGGAAAGCACAAAAUUCGUGUCAACGCCCUGGUCCCGGGCUAUAUAAAGACACCAAUGACUAAUAGUAGCCAAGGCUCAAAGCUGGGUAACAGCAUCAUUGAGUCAAUACCCCUCGGCCGAAUGGGCUCGACUAAGGAAGUAGCCGAUGCCGCUCUCUUCCUGGCCACCAACUCGUACGCGCAUGGCUGCAUUCUCAAUCUUGAUGGAGGAUUGAGCGCAGUUUGA